AGUUUGUAAGCGAUGUCAACAAAAACCAGCUGAUGGAAAAAAACAACAAAACACAACAAAAUUUAAAAAUAGUGAAAUUUUGUGCAAUUUUCUAGUAAAAUUCAAUUACUAACAAUAAUCUAUUAGUUAAUUGUAUUUAAAUUUCAAAAAUUUCGUCUCAAAGACAUGGCUAACAAAGAAAUAUUCUCUAAACAUAUAAAAUCCAAUUUUAAAUUAGCCACCCGCUACGAUGCUGAGGGGCGUGAAGUUCAAGUGGAACGACGCGAGGAUGUUGAUGCCACUGCUAAGGAGCAGGAAACAUUUGAUAUGCUAAUUAAAGCUGGCUAUUAUCGUGCCUGUAUUAAGGGUUUGUCGGCGUUUGAUAAAAUUGUUGGUGGCAUGACCUGGUGCAUAGAAUGUUGUGAUUAUGAUGUCGAUGUUGAUUUGUUGUUUCAUGAAAAUCUAACAAUUGGUCAGAAAAUAGCCUUAGUGGAAAAAAUUGUGGCUGUUUUACCCCAAAUGAAAUGUCCCUUUCGCAUAGAACCACAUCAAAUCCAAGGUCUAGAAUUUUUAAGUAUUCAUCCGGUAAUACAAUGGCUGGUCAAAAAAUCGGUGGAGAAUCGAUCUGAACGUAAUUUACGUUUAAAGCGAUUUGCUAUUGGUCAAUUUCACAAUCACUAUCAGUAUAAAAGUGAUAAACAAAAUUUAGAGAAAAUACGCAAUGCUUCGAGUCAUAUCAAAAGAAUACAAGAACUCUAUAAUCCAGUACGACAAUAUCAACGAAAAGAUUUAACAGAUGAAGAUGAAAAGACUAGAGUACAUUUAACUUUAUUGGAAUAUGGUGAUGUUAUGGCAGCAACUAGCACAAGUCAGACUGAUCCUUUGCAAAGUGAUGAAGAAUCUUUGAAAGAAGAUGCAAAUACUGAACUUGAUGUUGAAAAGUUACUUAAAAAUCUUGUUCUUACCAAAGAGGAAGCCUCAUCCUCACCUCAUAAACUUGACACAGCUACUCGUAUGGCUUUGAAACAACAUUAUCAAGAAUUUAUACAGGAAAUGGCUACUGAUGCCAAAGAAUUAACCGAACAAAAUCAAUUAAAAUCUCUAGAAUCGGCAAAACAGGCUUUACAGCGGAAAUUGGAACGUAAUGAAAAUGAGACCAAAGAGGUAUUGGACUUACUGCAAGAACAAGAGAAAUUGUAUGAAAAUGAAAAGUCACAAUAUGAUCAGUUGUCAAAAGAAAUCGAGGAAUAUAAGAAAGUCGAAGAAAGUGUGGAUGCAGGUCUCUUGGAAAAAGUACAAAAUCUUCUUAAACUGCACGAUGAAUUAAAAAAGGAAGAAUCUGAAUUUAAAGAACACUGUCGUAAGGACUUGUCUGAUCUACAGCAACAAAUUGAAGAACUCGAAAUAUUUAAUGCCCAAGAUCCUGAAGAACGUGAACAGGCCGUAUCGAAGGAAAAAGAACGUAUACAAUUACUUAAACUACAGCUGGCUAAACGUAAUAGAGGCAUAAUGGCUAUACAACGACAAUUGGACAAUACACCAGAUCGCACAGAACUGGCGCAAUAUCAAAGAAGAUUCCAUGAAUUAUACAACGAAAUGAGUUCAAAACAUUUAGAAACGAAACAAUACUACACCCUCUACAACACGCUUAACGAUCAGAAACGUUAUAUGGAAAAAGAACUCUCGCUGUUAAAUUCCAUUUGUGAAGCCUACAAUGAGGGUAUGAUGACAACACAUGGCCGUGAGGAGUUUAUACAACAAUUCGAACAGAUAGUUAAUGGGGUCAAGCAAACGGAACAAAAAGUUAAAACUAAAUACAAUGAGGAGAAAAGACGACGUGAUAUGCUUAAUGAAGAAUUACAAGGUCUUCUAGAAUUGCAGCGACAAUAUGCGGCCGCUGUUAAGCAAUUAACCAAGGAGUGUCAACGUUGCGAACAACUGCAGCAGCAUUUGAAAUCUAUUAGGAAAAAGUAAAAAAAAAACAAAGAAAUGCAGUAAUUAUUACAUUUAUAACAGUGUUUGUUUAAGGCCCUCACAAAAAAAAAGAAAUAAAUUAAAGUAAAUUAAUUAAUUAAUAAUUCCUUGUAUACAAUGCACAAAUUCUUCUAAAACAAUCAAGCAAUAUGUUUUUCAAUAAAGACAUACAAAUCUAAUUUUGUGGUAGUAUUUUCAAAACAUAAAUAAAUAAGUAAAUUAUAU
Lucilia cuprina (Australian sheep blowfly) is the source of this 2178-nucleotide messenger RNA. It is a transcript of the gene fidipidine, whose product is annotated as coiled-coil domain-containing protein 93. Gene Ontology annotation, biological process: Golgi to plasma membrane transport. The record is from RefSeq and is a predicted model, not a curated record. Lineage: Eukaryota; Metazoa; Arthropoda; Insecta; Diptera; Calliphoridae. The transcript is spliced from 10 exons. The coding region runs from base 166 to 1953 and encodes 595 amino acids.